Molecule: messenger RNA, 624 nt
Organism: Camellia sinensis
Lineage: Eukaryota; Viridiplantae; Streptophyta; Magnoliopsida; Ericales; Theaceae
Source: RefSeq, a predicted model, not a curated record
AUGGCAAGUAGAAGGCAGAGGAAAAACUUAUUAGGCUCAGUGAAGGUGAAUGGUGUUGAGUUUGAAGAUCCAAUUAUGAAGUCUAGGCCUAAAUUGCCAGGUCCAUUUUUAUCCAUUGGUCUGACUAAUUCAAAGGAUGUUUUGGAGGCAGAGUUUAGUGAGGCAGAGAUUUGGGUAGCCAUUAAAGAUUGUGAUGGUAAUAAGGCCCCUGGGCCUGAUGGGUUCAAUCUGUCUUGUAUACAAAAUUGCUGGUCUAUCAUGAAAGGUGAGUUUCUUCAAUUUUUCAAGGAGUUUCACAGUUAUGGGAAGAUGGCUAAAGGGGUAAAUAGUUUUUUCAUCACUUUGAUUCCUAAAAAGGAGAACCCCUCUAAUUUGAGUGAAUAUGGACCUGUUAGUUCGGUUAGCUUCGUUUACAAAGUGUUGGUUAAAGUGCUGUGUAUAAGGCUAAGACAAGUGCGACCUAAACUUACAGGAGAAGUUCAUAUUGCUUUUCUUGGAGGAAGAUAUAUUCUUGAUGGGAUGUUAAUUGCAAAUGAAGUGGUGAACUGGUGGAAGAAAUCAAAGAAAAAAGGAAUCAUCCUUAAAUUGGACUUCGAGAAGUUUUAUGAUUCAGUAUAUUGCUAG